AUGCUGGCCCACCUCAGAUCCCGUAGCAGGAGCGUGUUUACCAGCAGCCAGACUCACUCUCAUGUGAAAGAAGGGUACGACUAUCUGGACAUCAGCAACAGCUUUGUGAAGCCAUGGAGCUCCAUGCAGGUCAGAAAGUUCAUCAUGUUUAAGCUUUUUUCUGUUCCUGUAUUUUUCUGCUCCACAUUUUCUUUAGAUCUGACUGCAAGAACAACAUCCAUCUGCACAGUAGAUCUAGUUUUUACUUGGAUCAUUUUUGUAUCAUCUUUGCAAAAUAACUGAAUCAGAAGGCAAUAUAUAUAUUUGUGGGAUUGCACUGUUGUGUUUUUUAAUGUUUCAAUUUCCAGCAUUUUUUCAGUUUUACACAAUUAUUCCUGUGUCGUAUGUUUUUACAAGUGUCCUCUCAUUAGUCAUGUCGUGUUUGUUCUCUGCCGAGUUCUAUAUUCAUGCUGUAUAAAAGAUUUCAAAGCUGAAUUCACUUGCUGAACUUAAUCAUAAGUUUUGUUCUUUUUGUGAAGGACCUUAGCAGAGACAUCUAUGAUCUUUAUGCUGAGUAUGAAUUUGAGGAAGAGGAGGAUCGAAGCCUAGUGUCUCCCUCUCGCCUGCUGCUCUCUCAAACCCAACACUUCAAUCUUAACAUCAACGUUGGAGGAACGGUAAACAUAAAGAGAAGACCUGCUACCUUUCAACAAAGUUCUACUUUGUAAUCUGAUCUUAUACUGUUUUUGAAAGCUUUGUAUUGCAUUUAUAACUACAUUCAAAUUAACUUUUUCUUAACCAUGCAUGUAUAAAUGUAUAUCUGAUUCUCUUCUACCCCUCUGCAGGUUUACCUCUUGCCCUCCAUGUUAGCUGCCAGGUAUCCAAAGACAAGGAUAGGCAGGUUGGCCACAUACACCGACCACAACAAGAAGCUUGACCUGUGUGACGACUAUGUUGUCCAGAGCAAAGAGUUCUUCUUCGACCGGGACCCCAAACUCUUCCACAACAUCUAUAAUUUCUACAGGUUUUCUACAAUUUAUUAAGGGCCAAAGAUGAUAGAGAUGACCUCUGUUCCUGGCUCAUUAUCUCCUGUCUCUGUCAUUCCCAUCAGAACUGGAGUUUUGUGCAUCAAGGACGAGCUGUGUCCUCGCAACUUCCUUGAGGAGAUCAAUUACUGGGGUGUGAGAAUCAAAAACAGUCAACGCUGCUGCCGUAUCUCCUUCGAGGAGAGGCAGGACGAGCUGAACGAGCAGCUGAAAAUACAGAAACAGCUGAUGGCAGAGGUAGGUUAACAACAGCCGGCAUGGCUGCUUUUGUUUGCAGGAAUGUCCUGCAUUUCCCUUAAACUCUAGAAACUGGUUUGGUCUAAGCAGCAUCCCUUUUUAACAUCUAUUGGCCUUUGUGUGAAGGAGUGAAGUCCGGGUCUCUGUUCUGGGUUAAAAGAACACCACAGAGAUCUGAGAGACCAUCCCCAUCAAAAUCACCAGUGGUUCCCUCACUGCUGCAGAUUCUGGACACAUCAGCAAAUACAAAAUACUUCUCCUCACCGACAAAUCCCUCCACCCGAACACUCUGUCCCAGAACUUCUGGUCUUCAGACACCAGACUGUUGUCCACCCUAAACACCUGACUUUGUUCACAAGGGGGCAGGGCUUUCAGUGUCACCACACCACCACUCACUGAAACAACUAGUUGGCUAAUUUAAGUUUUACUAUUACAGAGGCAGAUAUAUUGUAUGUGACAACAACCGUGACCACUCAUGAAGAUAAGAUUUUCUUAACAGUCAAAACGUUGAAAAUAAAUACAGAAAAUGUUCAAACAAAAGUCCUCGAACAUGGUUAUGUGCAUAAAAACAUUGGGAAAAAUUGGUUAAUGCUAGCUCUCAACCACUUUAAGCUAAUUAUGUUAGCUAGUAAACACGUUUGCCAUUUGUUUCUUGCUAACCUAUUUAUGAGUCUCAUCAUAAUAGAUUGACAACGGUGUAACAAUCCAUUUUUAAGUGUAUGAAAUGGCCUUCCCCAUCCUGAGCUUAAAAUUACUUACCAAAAACACUAAGUAUUCUUACUGGGACCGUGCUAAUAUUGGGUAAAAAAAUGUGGUAGCUUGAGAGCCCAGAUUUGCUGAGCUGCUGGCAUGGCUGUACACGCUGAGUCAUGUUUUCUGUCUUAUCAUGUUAAAUUAACCAGCACCGCCUGACAAAGAGCGUCUGCUGUAUUAUUUAAUUUAGAAAUGCUAAUGCUGCUUGUUCCACUAUACACAUUUCUCCAAUGAAAGUAUCUUAUCCUGAAUAACUAGACCUUAGGGCAAACAGGAGGACUGUUAGUUAGCACACUUCUCUCAGUGAAGAGAUUCACUGACAGACAUGUAUAAAUUCUGUAGAGCACCAUUAUUACGGGCACUCUAAUUUCUUGUUUUUCGCCCUCCUGGUGCCGUAUAUUUAAAAAGACAUCCCUUACGAGCGUCAUCGGUUCAGCGGCUUGUUUCUUUAUUUUUAUUACCUGUGACAUUUUGUCAGUAAUCUGCUGCCUGACUUCAUGCCUGCAUGACCUACAUUAUAAAUCACUGCUGCAGUGACUUAACAGAUGGAGAAUGGAGAAUAAGCUUUUCCUUGGCAUAGAUUUAGACGGCUGUUUCUUUCUGAACCGGGUUGAUGUACCCAUUUCUUUCUUAUUCUACCUGUUUAAUGGUUUUUGAAGCAUAUUUGAGGCUAUUGUAAUGUAUCUUUUUUUGUAUCUGGGUUGUAAAACCAGGUGGAGAUGGAGGAGAAUGAGGCGUUGUUUCACGACAUGGCUUUUGGGUCAAUCAGGAGGAAAAUCUGGAACUUGAUGGAGAAGCCGUUCUCCUCGAUCACCGCCAAGCUGAUGGGGGUGGCCUCCUCCAUGUUUGUGUUGAUCUCACUUGUCGCUAUGACGCUAAACACUGUGGAGGAGAUGCAGUACAAGGUGUGUGUUGGCACUAAGCGUCUGUGGUAUCUUGUAAUGAAGAGCCUAAAUCAUAAAAUUAGUAAACUUGUGUUUAUAGUUGGUAAUCUGCUCAACAACAUUCCUACAGGGAUUUAACUCAAAAACAAGAUCCCUUUUAUUUGUUUGGAUUCAUUUCUUCGCCAGACCCCGUCAGGUCAGCCCAGUGGCAGAUUCUACGGCGAGAACGUGGAGACUUUCUGCAUCACCUUCUUCACGCUAGAGUACCUCCUGCGCCUGGCCUCCACCCCUGACAUCAAGUGUUUCAUCCGCAGCGUGCUAAACACAGUGGACCUGGUCGCCAUCCUGCCUCACUACCUGCAGAUGAUCCUGGAGCACUUUGAGGACGAGGACAUACAUCUGCACUCAGAGGACAUUGAGAAUGUAGGACGGGUCGGAAAGGUAAGAGGAAUCAGAACCAGAGAGCAGCUGGUUAAAGGAGGAAAAAGUCAGCUUUACAUGCGCGUUCACUGGUUUUUCCUCCGUCUGCCUGCAGCUGGGUCAAGUCCUGAGAAUCAUGCGUCUUAUGAGAAUCUUCCGGAUCUUGAAGUUGGCUCGUCAUUCGACGGGGCUCAGAGCUUUUGGAUUCACUCUAAGACAGUGUUACCAGCAGGUCAGAGACGAUGACUCGUGUCAAGUGUCUGCAUAUUUGAAUUGUAAAUCAAAGAAUGGACAGAAUCUGAUGAGGCGUUUUAGUUUUCCCACACUAAGAAUCUUUUAAGAGGUGUUUAUUAAAUUGAUUUCAUUAAGCUCUAUAUAAUAAACUAUAUUGAAACAGACCAUUGCAUCCAAAUUAGACACAGCAUGAGACUUAAUUAACAAAUCAAUUGAAGGAGGCGGUUGAUAUUAACUGUGUUUGCGUGUGUGUGCAGGUGGGUUGUUUGCUGCUCUUCAUCGGUAUGGGCAUCUUCGUGUUCUCAGCCAUGGUGUACACUGUGGAGCACGAUGUUUACAACACCAACUUCACCUCCAUACCACAUGCAUGGUGGUGGGCCGCUGUGAGUGUACAAACACAAAGAGACAUAAACACCAUUCACACAGACUGUCUCAGUACGGUCAGCAUCCAGCUGUCAAUUACGGCCAAUUAUGUUCUGUAUUGUGAACGAUUUAUGCGCAUUAUGUGCAGCUGCUUGACUGACACCUUCUUCUCUUCACACUGGUUUUAGUUAUUAAAAAAUAUAGUUUACCAAUCAUAAGUCUUGUCCUUUACAGUCUUGUUUGCUUUUGUAUUUCAUGAAAAGUCAUCAAUGUGAAUUUCAGUCGACAAACGUCAUAAAAUUCCUCAUAAUUGCUUAAAAAAUAACUUCAAUUUUGUUUCCGAGCUUCUAUUUAGCUUCAAAAUGUUCAUUUUUUUGUGAUUUUUAAAAGCUGCAUCUGUCCAUACAUGAAUAAUAUGGAUAAGUAGAAAUCAUCAAGUAUGCAGUCAAGCCUGUACUGUAAUUAAAUUUGUCCCUCUUGCCCCUCAGGCGAGUAUUUCCACAGUGGGCUACGGCGACAUCUUUCCAGAGACCAACCUGGGCCGAAUCUUCGCUUUUGGCUGCAUCUCCUUCGGUGUCAUCCUGAACGGCAUGCCCAUCUCCAUCCUCUAUAACAAGUUUUCUGACUACUACACCAAACUCAAGUCCAAUGAGUACACAGCUGUCACCAAGGCCCGGGGGAAGAUGCAUUUUGCCAAGAGAGCAGCCAAGAAGUUGGCAGAGUGCUGCGAGGACGCUGUUAGACCAAGAACAUCCUGCCUGCAGUGA
Molecule: messenger RNA, 4683 nt
Organism: Xyrichtys novacula (pearly razorfish)
Lineage: Eukaryota; Metazoa; Chordata; Actinopteri; Labriformes; Labridae
Source: the annotation of a GenBank genome assembly